UUUGCAGAAGUGGCCCGGGACCGAAUUGUCAUUGGCGUGGAUGAGGGGGACCCCGAAGGAAGAAUCCCCAGAGCCCAAUGGAAAUGGGUGCAGGCUGCGCUGACAAAUGUGGCGGUGGAAGUGCUACUUAGCAAUCCAGGUCCGCCACCGUCAUGCACAGAUGCCGGCUGGUACCAGGGCCAGAUUAAAAUGAUUGCAUGCGAUGACGAGAGAUCGGUCGCACUAUACAAAGCUGCUAUAGCCAAGGUAGGGGAGGUGUACCCGGGCGCAAAACUAAUAGCAGUGGACAAAAAAGAGGUACCAUCCAGACCAAGGGCAAGGGUAUGGAUCCCGGCUACACCAUCACAGCCGGAUCAGAUAAUGCAGCUCAUUAGAGCCUGCAACCCGAGUCUGCCCACGGAGGGGUGGAAGUUCGUCAAGGCGUUUGACGAUAGCGUAGCAGAAUCUGGCGUGGAGACCAAAAGGGCCACGUUGCAGAUUCUGCUAUUACUAACAAAAGAAUCCAUCGAACCGCUGGCGAAAAGUGGCGGGGAGAUAAACUACGGAUUCACGAAAGUGAGAAUUACACCGUACAAGUCGGACGCCGAUGCUGCAGACCAUCUAGCAUCGGAAAGCGAUACAUGCGAAGUAGAGGAAGAUCCGGUGGAGUCCUCAAGCGAUGUAGAGAGCAUAGAGCAAGGUGAGUGUUCUUCCGAGUCUGAACUAUUAAGCGACUCUCAGGAAGACGCAGAAACAACACUAGUUAAUGCGUUUCCUACAAAUUAA
Bactrocera oleae (olive fruit fly) is the source of this 765-nucleotide messenger RNA. NCBI's taxonomy places the organism in Eukaryota, Metazoa, Arthropoda, Insecta, Diptera, Tephritidae. The record is from RefSeq and is a predicted model, not a curated record.